Chelmon rostratus (copperband butterflyfish) is the source of this 1322-nucleotide messenger RNA. RefSeq names its product coenzyme Q9 homolog (S. cerevisiae) (gene coq9). The record is from RefSeq and is a predicted model, not a curated record. Gene Ontology annotation, cellular component: mitochondrial inner membrane. Lineage: Eukaryota; Metazoa; Chordata; Actinopteri; Chaetodontiformes; Chaetodontidae. The transcript is spliced from 9 exons. Gene Ontology annotation, biological process: ubiquinone biosynthetic process. Gene Ontology annotation, molecular function: lipid binding. Bases 17 to 1024 code for a protein of 335 amino acids.
GCGCUUCCCAGCGAACAUGGCGGCGCUGCUGAGAGGUCUGCGGGCUGGAAGGGCACUCCGGGGGCUGGGCGGCGUGGUCGCUGCACCAACAGCAACAAAGCCACAGUGCAGCGGCCUGAGACGAGGCUUCCAGUGUGCAGCAGCGAGGCUUCAGGAUGAAGCCAAAUCUGACAAACCCCCGUCCUCCUCAUCCACAACCUACCAUGAGCACUACCAGGCUCACUCUGCGAAAGAGGACACAGCAGCAGCUUCCCAGGAAGACUCAGCAUCUGACCCAGCGGCGGAGGAGGCUUCCAGGCCCAACACCAGUUACCAGGACCAGGGUGGAGAGCAGGGCGAGGAAUACGAAACAGAGGAGCAGCUUCAAGCUCGAAUCCUGACCGCUGCUCUGGAGUUCGUCCCACAGCACGGCUGGUCAAUGGAGGCUAUUGCGGCCGGUGCUGAGACACUGGGCCUGUCCUCUGCUUCCACUGGCAUGUUCAAUAACGGAGCUGGAGACUUGGUCCUGCACUUCAUUGCUCAGUGCAACUCACAGCUGACAGAAAUCCUGGCCGAACAACACAAGCAGGUCCAGCUGGGCCAGGCCGAACCAAAGAAGACUGCUGAUUUUCUGAGAGACGCUGUAGAGACCAGACUGAGGAUGUAUAUCCCCUACAUUGAGUCAUGGCCACAGGCAAUGAGCAUCCUGCUCCUUCCUCACAACAUCCCAGACAGCCUGAAGCACCUCUCCACUCUGGUGGAUGACAUCUGGUACUACGCUGGAGACCGAUCCACAGACAUGAACUGGUACACUAAACGGGCAGCACUGACGGGCAUCUAUAACACCACAGAGCUGGUGAUGGUUCAGGAUUCCUCUCCAGACUUCCAGGACACCUGGAACUUCCUUGACAACCGCAUUCAGGAUGUCGUCAACAUGGCCACCACUGCCAAACAGGUGCAGUCGACUGGUGAAGCAGUAGUACAGGGGCUGAUGGGAGCUGCUGUAACACUGAAGAACCUCACAGGAAUGAACCAGAGGCGAUGAUGUGAAACAUCUCUCACUCACACUGUUCCUGACCGUCUGGCCUAUGUCAUGAGCUGAAGAUCAAUUUUCAUGUUAUUUCUGAUUAACUGUAUGAGUCUGAAAACAUUGGAUUAUGGCUUUUACUCAGCAGGCCAGAGGUCUCCCUUUGUGUUCACCUGGAGGACCAGUGGCUUUGUCCAGUUUUGUUUCACUGUCUGAGAUUUCACUCUCCUGCUUAGAUCAUAAUUUCCCUUUGUAUGAAAGGACACGAAGAUCUGUGCUUUUGUCGUUGGUCUUCAAUAAAGUAGCUAUUGUUGUA